Molecule: messenger RNA, 4066 nt
Organism: Rhinichthys klamathensis goyatoka
Lineage: Eukaryota; Metazoa; Chordata; Actinopteri; Cypriniformes; Leuciscidae
Gene: esrrga
Product: estrogen-related receptor gamma a
Exons: 8
Coding region: 377-1858 (493 amino acids)
Biological process (GO): regulation of DNA-templated transcription
Cellular component (GO): nucleus
Molecular function (GO): zinc ion binding; sequence-specific DNA binding; steroid binding
Source: RefSeq, a predicted model, not a curated record
AUCUGGCAUCCGGGAGGGCCGGGGGGACUGCAUAUGCAAAGCCCUGAUUCAUAUUAAUGAGCAGCAAUCGUGGCUUUAAGUCCUUGAUUAGAAGAGUGCAAGAGCUUUUGGUCCCAACUGGCUGUGCCUAUAGGCUGUCACCGGGAGAACGGUCCUGUUAAUUGCACUGCUCAGUCACGGAAGGGAGAGAGAAGAGGAGGAGGUACAGAGAGAGAGAGAGAGAGAAAGAGGAGCGGAGACAGAGAAGCCAGAGUGAGAGAGAGAAAACUUUAAUUUAUAGAAGAGGUUUGCUCAAACGAUGAUCGCAGAGCGCACAUGGAUUCGGUAGAACUUUCGCUCCCUGAGUGUUUUUCCCUGCACUCCGAUCAACAGUAGAAUGAAUUUAUCAAAGGCCCAAGUUAAUAGCGAAGAUAAGUACGCCAAAUGCGGCGCUUGGAGAACACAACAGCAAUACGACAUCGAGGCCAGUCACAUGCGUGAUGCACAUGCUCUAUAUAACCAAAGGCUGCUCUGCAGAAUGUCCAGCAAGGACCGCCACAUUGAGUCGAGUUGCCCCUCCUACAUAAAGACGGAACCUUCCAGCCCCGCAUCACUGACGGACAGCGUAAAUCACCACAGCCCCGGCGGCUCCUCAGACGCCAGCGGUAGUUACAGCUCCACCAUGAACGGCCAUCAGAACGGUUUGGACUCACCCACUCUUUACGGCCCAACUGGUGCUCUGGGUCCCAGCGGAGCCGGAGCCAAGCGUUACGAGGACUGCUCCAGCACCAUCACAGAGGACUCGCAGAUUAAAUGCGAGUACAUGCUGAACUCCAUGCCCAAGCGCCUGUGUCUGGUGUGCGGGGACAUCGCCUCCGGCUACCACUAUGGCGUCGCCUCCUGCGAGGCCUGCAAGGCCUUUUUCAAGAGGACCAUUCAAGGCCUCGCCACAGGAAACAUCGAGUACAGCUGCCCCGCCACCAAUGAAUGUGAGAUCACCAAACGCAGAAGGAAGUCCUGCCAAGCCUGCCGCUUCAUGAAGUGUCUGACCGUCGGCAUGAUGCGAGAAGGUGUUCGACUGGACCGUGUGCGCGGCGGAAGACAGAAGUACAAACGCCGGAUAGAUGCGGAAAACAGCCCCUAUUUGAACCCUCAACUGGCUCUGCCGGCCAAAAAGCCAUUCCCCUUUGGCUGCCUUGCAGAUAACAAGAUUGUGUCUCACUUGCUGGUGGCGGAGCCUGAGAAGAUCUACGCCAUGCCUGACCCCACAGUGCCCGACAGCGACAUCAAAGCCCUGACCACGCUCUGCGACCUGGCGGACAGGGAACUGGUGGUCAACAUUGGCUGGGCCAAGCAUAUCCCAGGGUUUUCCACACUCUCGCUGGCGGACCAGAUGAGUCUUCUGCAGAGCGCAUGGAUGGAGAUCCUGAUCCUGCGUGUAGUCUACCGCUCUCUGUCUUUUGAGGACAAGCUGGUCUACGCUGAAGACUACAUCAUGGAUGAGGAUCAGUCCAAGCUGGCCGGCCUGCUCGACCUGAAUAACGCCAUUCUUCAGCUGGUGAAGAAAUACAAGAGCAUGAAGCUGGAGAAGGAGGAGUUCGUCACUCUUAAAGCUAUAGCCCUGGCUAACUCAGAUUCCAUGCAUAUAGAGGACGUGGAAGCUGUGCAGAAGCUCCAGGACGUGUUGCACGAGGCCCUGCAGGACUACGAGGCGGGCCAGCAUGCGGAGGACCCGCGCCGGGCCGGCAAGCUGCUCAUGACCCUACCGCUGCUCCGGCAAACCUCCACCAAGGCAGUGCAGCACUUCUACAGCAUCAAACAGGACGGCAAAGUGCCCAUGCACAAACUGUUUCUGGAGCUGCUGGAGGCCAAGGUCUAACUCCGCCCCCCCGGCCCGCGUUAUACCCACAGAGAGCUGGAGGGGGUACGUCACUGACUCCGCCCCUUCACCGGGCAGACACUGACUAACUCUCUGCCGCUGUUCGUGAAACCUUUGUCUAUAAACUUUAUCAAAUAAUAACUAAAAACAUAACCGUAAUGGUACUUCUAAUUACUGACAAUGAUACGUAAAUAUAAGAAUGAUUUAAAAUGUGAUUAUUGAGAAAAAUAUGAAGUGGGAAAAAAAUGACUGCUCUCAUUAUUCAGCAGUGGGACUUGAAACCAGCCGUUGACUUGUUCUUCUCGAAAAUCUGAUGCUGAGUUUUUUUGUGCUUUUGAAACAUUUUGUUGAUUUUCAAAAGAGAAUUACUGGAGCCGAGAAAGACCAGCCCUGCCAAAGGAAGGAGGUCCACCCAAUGGACACCAGCAAGAGAAACUUUCCCCAAACUGUACCGUCCAGCUUCCAUGUUGCUGAAGGAUUCGACCCUCUUUACCAUAAGAGUAGUGACUAUAUGCAGUAUUACAUUAGAGGUCCUCGGAGCAGUUUGACAACGCGAUAGCCAAACGGAGAUUUUGAAGAAGCUGCUCCUCACCAUUAUGUAGCCAUGCGGAUUGAUCAUGUGUGUGUCACUCCCUUGUCCUUUUCUUUCAAGUCUUCCAAACACGUCUAGCCUCUUUUAAUGAUUUCAUUUCAAUCUUUUCAGGGAAUAGCCGAAGCUUUAGUCUCUCAUGCAAUACUGAGCAAAGAUGAAUCGCAGUGGUCAAGGAACAGACUCAUUUAUUUAUUGACUUUAUUUUAUUAUCUUUUAUUCAAGUGUAUUUGUACUGUACUGAAGGAUGUAAAUAUAUGGUAUGGUCAACAAACACAAUGUUUCUUCAUAUAAUGUUAAUAAUAGAUCGUUAUGUUUUUCUACCGACCACCGUGUUGCGCGAUUUACGAACCAUGAAGAUGAAAACCUGCUAUCUUCUCUAAGCAAUAGAUGUUUAAAAAAAGUGGAGGUGUAUAUGUAUGCAAUUUUGUUUGCUUUUUUUUUUCUCAGUGCCACACUUACUUGGGAAAACGAAUUUCCAGAAGCUUUCGCGUUUCUGUCUGUGCUUGUCAUAAGAUGAUACAUUACAUACACGAUGUGGCCAGGAGGACCAUAACCAUUAUCUCAAGUCAAUUAUAUAUGCAUAUAUAUUAACUUCAGCCUCGAAAUUCUAUUGGCGUUCUUUCAUACUGAAGCAGUAUUUGAACUUUAAGCGAAAUAGCACUUAGGGAAGACGGAGAAUCAUCGUAGAUUUAGUUUCACGAUGGUCCUGUUUUGUUUUGUUUUUUUGUCUUUUUUAGUGCCAGAGAUAUCAUACACGUGAUGUAAUCUUCUUCCAAAUGACAUUUUUAGCAGAGAGGCUCAAGUAUCAAAGCAAGCGAUCCACAGCCUUCAUCAGAAAUAUGUCAGUAUUAGUAUGGGGUAUUUUCUGAAUAUUCUUAAGCAUUGUAUAUUGUAAAUGAACAGAUUAAAAAUCUAACCUAAGACAUUUUAUUGGAACAGAUCAAAGAAAAAAAAAAGAAUGAAAAAUGAACAAAAAAAUGUAGUUCAGCUUCUUGGUGUUUCAUGUCUGCUGUGUUUUUUCUGAAACAUCUCAGUUUUUUUCCCCUUUCCUCUGUCACAAGCAAAAGAUGUAGUGUACUACCCGUGGAGAUCGCAGGUCUCGCUGUUUCAGUUUGUCUUCUCUUUCUUUUCUAAUUUUAGUUCAUUUUUUUAGAGACAGGGUAGAAUUAGAGACAAUACUGGAUGUAUGAAUCCUCAGGAGCAAGAUGAUGGGUUCUCAAAUAACCUUCUGAAAAUAGACUCUUCCUAGUUAACGCUAGAUCAACGAUCAAUAUAAUCUAUGCUGAUAUAUAAGUGAAUAUUUAAAAGGAGGUGCAUUAUAUGUACAAGAGACCAUCUGUGUAACUCCGAUCUUGUAGACUAACACUGUAUAUCAUAGGUUGCAAAAAUAGUACCUCUUUUUCUUUCUUUCCCCUCUUUUUCUGAUUUUACUUCUCUUUUAACAAAAUGCUGUACAUAAGGCCUUCAUGCUGAACUCCAUUGGUAUAUAUCUUGACUCUUUAAGGUUGCAAAGGGAAGAAACAUUUUUGUUUGUUUUGGUGUAAGAUCGGUUUUCAAAACUAUCACUUUGACUUUGUGUGCUUAAUAAAAAUUACGGAAAAAAAUCUGCAAGAACA